AUGGAGUACAUACUCCGAUCCUUUGCUGCCGUGCUUGAUCAGCGAUUCGGAUCGACUUGUACAUUCUUCUUUGGACGAGUAUUAUUCCGAUUGAAAAAAGAAACGUCUCGACCUGAUGUAUCAAUCAGUGAAAAUCACAAAAUCGCUAGUCUUUCGCACGUAACUGGAGUGAACCAUGAACUUCAAUUCGUAACGGAUUUGAAGGAUAAAGUUACCGAGGUUAAUAUAGAUGCUUAUACGUUGAACGCUCCUACUAUGUUGGGUGCACCACAAGAUUCUGAUCCUGUUUCUGUUAGUAUUGGCGAUAUUCCUCAUUUCAAGCUCACAGAUAGUGUUGGCGCACACCACUUCAAGACGUACCUGUUCUUUCCGAGGAUCUACGCCUACAAUUGCCGUAAUGGCAUUGAUAUCAAGUCAUAUCCACCUUUGAGUAUUCUGAAAAUCUUCAUGGAAAAUGUCUUUAUCAAGGCUUUGGAUAAUGAGUUGCCAGCUGCCAUUCGUUCUCGGGGCCGUCAAGCGUCAAGGAAAGUCUCCAGGGUGAUUCCUUAUUUAAAGACUUCUUUUAGGUUUCCUUAUUGUGGAGUGCAGCAAGCCAAUCGUCAGUAUACCUUUCGUUAUGAAAUUCGCGUGGUCGCCAAAACCAUCUAUACCCCAAGAAUACACCAACUGCAACACAGACUAAAGGAUGUAUUACUUGAUACCAAUAACAUUUAUACCCUCAGCAGCAAGCAUUAUACCCAAUACCAGCAACAACUUUUUCAGCUAUUACUUGAAUUAGCCAACAUCUAUGCUUAUCGCUGCGAUACUCAUGAUUAUAAUAUCCUCUUUGUUAUCAUCAAUGCUACAUGCGCCACCAUCCCUCAUGCCAUGGGACAAAACCUCAUAUACUGUAUCUACAUAUUUAAAAUGUUCUUCGACCAAAUGUUCCGUAAUAUCAAUUUGGAUAAGCCCACGAAAGAAUUUUGUUUAGGCUCUAAAGCUGUUCAACUUAACACAAAUAUUGAUCCUUUGAUCGAUGUCAACCCUCAGCCUUCUAUACGAGCCAAGACAGCGGUCGACAAUAUUUUUCUAAGAAUUGGUCACUGA
Molecule: messenger RNA, 1086 nt
Organism: Mycotypha africana
Lineage: Eukaryota; Fungi; Mucoromycota; Mucoromycetes; Mucorales; Mycotyphaceae
Exons: 8
Coding region: 1-1086 (361 amino acids)
Source: RefSeq, a predicted model, not a curated record